This is a messenger RNA of Akanthomyces muscarius, 1770 nucleotides long. RefSeq lists its product as uncharacterized. Bases 1 to 1770 code for a protein of 589 amino acids. Gene Ontology annotation, molecular function: zinc ion binding; DNA binding; DNA-binding transcription factor activity, RNA polymerase II-specific. Gene Ontology annotation, biological process: regulation of DNA-templated transcription; DNA-templated transcription. The record is from RefSeq and is a predicted model, not a curated record. NCBI's taxonomy places the organism in Eukaryota, Fungi, Ascomycota, Sordariomycetes, Hypocreales, Cordycipitaceae. The transcript is spliced from 8 exons.
AUGUCCCAUCGAGCGAACGAUUCAUCUACAGCCUGGUCAGGCUCGAAGCCCCAACGAGCGGCCGUCGCCUGCAGAUCCUGCAACUCGCGAAAGAUCCGGUGCUCGUUCGUGUUUUCAGGCAAUCCUUGCACAAACUGCGCCGCAGAUGGUAUUUAUUGUGAGAUUGCCAAGCGGAAAAAGCGCGCCAACCCAUAUCAAUUGGAAUCUAACGAAUUAAGUCUGCCGCAAACCUCUGUCACGAAAAAGCCACGACAAGAUCAUCUGGAGUCCGAGGCAACCGAUCCAUAUCUACUACACGUGAACGUGCCUCAUCAGCUAAACAGCCGCCCCGAUUCUUCAGCGCCUGAGCUAAGCCGGAACAACCUCCAGAACUUUGCAAAUGUCCGAAGUAGAUGGAGUUCCCAUCUGAUGGGAUCACUUCCAAGUCCAUCUUCCCAGUCUGACCUACAAUCUUCUUACCAUGCUACAAGCGAGGCUUUUGCGGAACCUAGCAUGAUGAGCCAAUUUGAGACCAGGGAAAAUACUGCCGACUACGGAAUAACGGCAAUGGAGCGCUCCAACCUGUACUAUCUAGGAGAUGACAGAGGGCCUCGUGGAUUCAUCUUGAACCUCCUCCAGGGCCAAGCCGACGAAAACAGACAUGUUUCCUUGCCCAUGCUGAUGAAAACGCUGAUUCCUGCGGAAGACAAGUAUCUGGAACACAGAGAAGCUCUCAGUUUACCGCCAAGUAAAAUACAAGACGCACUCAUCAGGUGUUACUUCCACUACGUCCAUCCGUUUGCGCCCAUAUUGGAUGUCGAUGACUUCCUUUGCCGCUACAAGGCAGGCAAUAUGAGCUUUCUUCUUCUCUGGAGUGUCUUUACCGCAGCAGGUAACUUUAUCGACGAAAAAACCAUCUCUGACGAGUUCGGGCUUUCACGAAUGGAUUUCAAACAAGCAAUGUUCCAGCGAGCGAAGGCUUUAUAUGACCUCGAGUAUGAAAAAGAUACAAUCUGCCUUAUACAAUCAGUGUAUUUGAUGAGCUACUGGGUUUCCGACGUUAAUGCACUUACCGGAUCUUGGCAUUGGCUCGCAAAGAUUCUCACGACAUCAUACACCGCCCAAUGCUCAAACUUAACGGAAGAACAACUGAAGCAAACCGAGCGUGAAAUUCGCAAUUGUAUUCAAGGGCUGCCGAGUGAUAACCAAAAGAGCCAAAUUGUCAAGAUACAUACAACGCAGAUACGUUUAUAUCACGAAGCGACCAUUAUUAUAUUAUAUCGUCCUGGUAUUAACAAAAAGCAAGGCCAACCGUUUGUUGACGAUACAAAAUCGUUGGAAAAACUCUGUCUUCGAAAUAUGCGGUCUGCGGCGUUGCGCGCUACUCAUCUGAUAAAUAUCUUGAUGGCAGAUGGCUUUGCUGCCAAUGCACAUGUGCUCACAAUUAUUGCCAUCGUGCCUCCCAUGCAAAUGCAUUUGUAUGAUUUAUUGUCUGGAAGCUCCACGACAAGGCAGGCGGGCGAGCAUAACUUACAGCUCUGCAUGGUUUUACUAGAUCAUCUACGCCGAGCGCAUGCCUCCGCAGACGCGACAUGCAACGUUUUCGAGAAAGCUUUCAAGAAGAUCAAGCUCAAGCAAGACUUCAAUAUGUCUGAUGAACUCGUAUCUUUCUCGACACAUGAAAGUGGCCCUUUUCUUGAUGAAGGGUUCUGGCGCGGUUCUGAUAACAUUUUCGGUUUUCUUAAUGCAACCACGCUGUUCUACAACGAAAAAUCUCCAGGUGCUGGCUAA